This is a messenger RNA of Cercospora beticola, 3395 nucleotides long. RefSeq names its product S9 family peptidase. Lineage: Eukaryota; Fungi; Ascomycota; Dothideomycetes; Mycosphaerellales; Mycosphaerellaceae. Gene Ontology annotation, biological process: proteolysis. Gene Ontology annotation, molecular function: serine-type peptidase activity; dipeptidyl-peptidase activity. The record is from RefSeq and is a predicted model, not a curated record. Gene Ontology annotation, cellular component: plasma membrane.
UGACCCGCGGCGUGAGACACGAGGGACGGUAGUCCAGAGGCUCUUUCGGUGAAUUGCACCACCAACAUCACCACACGCUGCUCAUUCCGUGCUGAGCUCGGCUGCUGGACUAAAAGGCCACGCCCCUAGCUGCUUGUUCAUGUUCAGACACACACAUGUCGCGCGUCAACUGAACCUCCAUUGAACUCUCUUGCCAUGGCGCCUUCCAAGUAUGAGGUCGCCAGCGAGGAAAUGCAGCCGCUGAACCGCUCGCGAGACACGCCGAGCCCCUACGAAGACGAUGAAGGACGGCCAUCGGGCUCUUCGGCCAGCACCACAUCGUUUGUUCUCGAGAACAUGAACGACAAAGCCAAAGAAGCCUUGUGUGCCGAUGGGCCGCAUACCAAGGAGGAAGACGAUGGAGGUGACGAGGAGGAUCUUGCCUGGCAAACUAAAGUCAAGCCGGUCGAUCGGAAAGCGCGACGCAUACUAUACGUGCUGGUUGCCAUAGGUGCCGUAGGCUGGAUCGCAGCGCUGUUCCUGUUCUUGGGUCAGAACAGGCAAUUGACACACGCCGAACGACCGCACGAUCCACACGCUACAAGCACGACAGGGAAUGGUAAAAAGGUCACAUUGGAGCAAGUACUGUCAGGCUCGUGGUUCCCGCAACAACACUCAAUACGAUGGGUUCCGGGCCCUGCUGGCGAGGAUGGCUUGCUACUGGAGCGAGGCGGCGCCGAUGGACGUCAAUACCUGGUUGUCGAAGAUGUGCGGUACAGGGGACAAGACGUAUCGGUGCAAAAACAGAAUGCCAAAACCCUGAUGCAAAGGGGUGUCUUCCAAGUGGGAGGCGAAACAGUCAUGGUUCACGAGGCCUGGCCGAACCGCGACCACAAGAAAGUUCUCGUCCAGAGCGACUACCAGAGCAAUUGGAGACACAGCAACACUGGGAGGUACUGGAUAUUCGAUGUUGAAAAACAACAGGGACAACCGCUCGACCCCGCCAAUACCACUGGACGCGUACAGCUGGCGUCGUGGAGCCCGACUGGCGAUGCUGUUGUGUUCACACGAGAGAACAACAUGUUCAUCCGGCAUCUCGAUUCGGACAUUGUAAACCAGAUCACGACCGAUGGCGGCAAAGAUUUGUUCUACGGUAUUCCGGAUUGGGUGUACGAAGAAGAAGUACUCGCAGAUGGCGGCGCGACCUGGUGGAGUGGCGACGGCAAAUACGUCGCCUUUUUCAAGACCGAGGAAAGCAAAGUUCCUACAUUCCCCGUACAGUACUUCUUCAGCCGGCCAAGUGGUAAACAGCCCUCGCCUGGUGAGGAGAACUAUCCGGAAGUGCGCAAUAUCAAAUAUCCCAAGGCCGGCGCCCCCAUGUCUGUAAUUGAGCUAUUGUUUUACGAUGUCGCCAAGGGACAAGUCUUCAAUGUACCCAUUCAGGAUGACUUCCCAGACGACGACCGACUCAUUACUGAAGUUAUCUGGGCUGGCGAAACUGGAAAGGUGCUCAUCCGCGAGACAAACAGGGAGAGCGACAAGCUCAAGAUGAUUCUGGUCGAUGCGGAAUCGCGGACUGGCAAGACUGUGCGCGAGCGGGACGUACAGGGCCUUGAUGGUGGCUGGUUUGAGGUCAGUCAUACCACCAAAUAUGUACCUGCGGAUCCCGCCAAUGGACGACCCAAUGAUGGCUACAUCGACACCAUCAUUGACGACAAUUUCGAUCAUUUGGCGUAUUUCACACCUCUCGACAACCCGGAGCCAAAGAUGCUCACCAAGGGCUCAUGGGAGGUUGUCAGCGCCCCUUCUGCUAUUGACCUGAAGGCCAACGUUGUUUACUUCAUUGGCACGAAAGAUGGCAGCACUCAGCGGCAUGUUUACACCACGAAGCUGCUCGAAGGCCCAUCCAGUGUUACCGCUGUAACAAAGACUGGCGAAAUUGGCUACUAUGAUGCUUCUUUCUCUGCCGAAAGCAAAUUCAUGUUGCUCACUUGCAAAGGACCUGGCAUUCCAUGGCAGAAAGUGCAGUCUACCCCAACAAACAACGAAAUCUCUGUUGAUGUCACAAUUGAGGAGAACACGCGCCUGAACGAACUGGCCAAGAGAACGGAGCUCCCAAUCGAGAUAUACUCCACUAUCAAUAUUGAUGGCUUUGACAUGAACAUCAUUGAGCGCCGUCCACCACAUUUCGAUGAGAAGAAGAAGUACCCAGUGCUCUUCUGGCUCUACAAUGGACCGGGAUAUCAACAGGUUGACCGCCAGUUCACUGUCGAUUUCCAAUCUUUUGUUGCAAGCAGCCUUGGAUACAUUGUAGUCACUCUCGAUGGAUUUGGUACUGGUUACUUGGGCCGAGCGCAAAGGACCAAAAUUCGGGACAACAUUGGUUAUUGGGAGGCAUACUCUCAGAUCGCCGCCGCGAAAGCGUGGAAAGCCAAGAAAUACAUUGACUCCGACAAAAUGGCCAUCUGGGGCUGGAGUUAUGGUGGCUUCAUGACAUUGAAAUGUCUCGAACUCGAUGCUGGCGAGACUUUCAAAUACGGCAUGGCUGUUGCUCCUGUCACCGAUUGGCGCUUCUACGACUCGGUCUACACAGAGCGAUACAUGCACACGCCACAGAACAACCCAUCUGGCUACGACAACGCCACCAUUUCGGACAUGAGCGGCUUGUCGAGCAAUGUCCGUUUCCUUGUCAUGCAUGGCGUCAGCGACGACAACGUACAUUUCCAAAACACCUUGCAACUUUUGGAUAAGCUCGAUCUUGCAAACGUGAGGAACUACGAUGUACACAUUUUCCCGGACAGCGAUCACAGCAUCUUCUUCCACAAUGGCCAGGUCAUGGUCUAUGAGAAGCUACGGGACUGGCUCAUCAACGCUUUCAAUGGCGAAUGGCUGCGCACUGAUGACCCCACGCCGCUGAGGAUCGGCGCGUCUUGAGGUGGAAGAGAUAUGUGAACCACUCAGAGUCCACACUAUACGAAGCCCACCAUGCCAACUACCUCCGCCGAUGAACCAGCAAGACUGAAUCCGUUCAUGCCCGCGGAUUUCCCGCCACAAGGUCUUGGAGAUUACAAUUCCCAAGAAGUCAGAUCGUAGCGCUUGCCCUUGGCCAUUCAUCUGGCUCACCGGAGGCUAUGCACGAAAGAAGCACUUAUUUGCUGGCUCUACGCCAGACGAUCCAGGAAAGGAUCUCGUUACCCGUGCAGUCUUGGAGAAUGUGCACUUGCAUGAGAGCAUGCAAUGCUGUAGCUUAUGAUCAAGAGACGUUAUUCUUAUGAUUAUUAAAUGCUCGCAAGAGUAUCAAAUGUUUUGAUAUGAAGGGUGUAGAAUGAACCGGAAGACCACUGCGUCGUCAUUGUCGAAUAGACUCGACAUGUAUGUACAGGAAAUUAAUGUCGCAAACAGACAUUGAACCAUGA